AUGGCUAAGAGAGAUCACAAGGAGAAAGUUCGCUUGACGCAGGCUGAUGCAGAUGCGAUUCUCCAACGUGGACUGACCAUCCUGGAUACACUCUCUGACUUUGAAAUUCGUCACAGAAUCGGGUACUUCUCGCAUAUUUUGCGUUACGGGAAACACUUCUUGCAAAUGCCGAAUUAUAUCCUGGAGUACCGGGAAAGUAGUGGCCUUUCAGCCCCACUUUUCGACGACGCAAGUAACAUUCCGAAAGACCAUUACUUCUUGGGUCGAUGGCCAAAGAGCAAGGGCAUGGAAUCAAAUCCACAAAACUCGAUACUUGUGCCGAUGCUUGCUAAACCAUCAACAGAGACGCAUGAUGGCAAUGAUGAUCUGUACUCGUCAGAUGUAUUUUAUAUCCAACAAAUCUGGGCAGAUGGUACAAUCUGCGACUUGAAUGAAAAACCUCGUACUACCACAAUCAAGUAUUACUGUGGCUCCCACACAGCGAUUGAGUUGCUGACCGAGGUACAAACAUGCGAAUAUACAGCCAUUGUCUCUGUGGAAGCACUCUGUGAUGAGCCUUACUUCCAUCUACCCGACAUCAAGCCUGUCAACGAAGUAAAUUGCCGCCUCAUUGUCCCGGAUGAGGAGAAAGAACAAGAGGCCUACACGGAGUAUGUUAAAAAGCUUCAGAAGGACAUGCUGAAUGCUCAUGAGCAUGUUGAUGAGCAGUAUUAUCAGUACCCUCCUGAGAAGGACAAUUUUGAUGUGCUCGACGAUGCAGCGCUAAACUUUGAACUGGAUAAAGAUCCAGCAUUGACACCGGAGGUCCCUGCGAAGGAGGAAACUAUCGAUGAUAAAGAUCUGGACCAAAUUCUGUUUGAAUUGUUUGUCAAAGCUACGGUCAAUCCUGAUAUGCGUGACAGUAGGGUGGAUGAGGAAGAGGGAGACGUUUCACGCGACACAGAGGUAAACGAUCAGGCGCUGCAUGAUUUGUACGAUUUGUAA
Malassezia pachydermatis is the source of this 984-nucleotide messenger RNA. RefSeq lists its product as hypothetical. The transcript is spliced from 3 exons. The record is from RefSeq and is a predicted model, not a curated record. Gene Ontology annotation, cellular component: endoplasmic reticulum lumen. Gene Ontology annotation, biological process: endoplasmic reticulum unfolded protein response; retrograde protein transport, ER to cytosol. Bases 1 to 984 code for a protein of 327 amino acids. Lineage: Eukaryota; Fungi; Basidiomycota; Malasseziomycetes; Malasseziales; Malasseziaceae.